Molecule: messenger RNA, 2703 nt
Organism: Crotalus tigris (Tiger rattlesnake)
Lineage: Eukaryota; Metazoa; Chordata; Lepidosauria; Squamata; Viperidae
Gene: IRX4
Product: iroquois homeobox 4
Exons: 6
Coding region: 577-2058 (493 amino acids)
Biological process (GO): neuron differentiation; cell development; regulation of transcription by RNA polymerase II
Cellular component (GO): nucleus
Molecular function (GO): DNA-binding transcription factor activity, RNA polymerase II-specific; RNA polymerase II cis-regulatory region sequence-specific DNA binding
Source: RefSeq, a predicted model, not a curated record
GCGCGCGGCGAGCGCAGCUAUUCACUCGAACGUCACUCCGGUACAGGGGGUUAGUGAAGUGAGUGGGGCGCCUGGGGACUGGAGGCACUCACGAGCCGGGCUGACUCCAGCCAGGUAUACACCAGAUACCCUGAGCAAUGUCUCCAUUAGCGCGCGGCUGCCGCUGCCGCUCCCUCCUCCAAAGCGAACCGCAGCGGCUGAGGCGGAAAGAGGCGGCCCCCCUUUGCCAUGGACAAGCCCUCGCCCGACGAGCCUAGGCGCAGCCCGGCGUGAAUCCGCAACUCCCAAGGAAGACAACCCGGCUCCUUUCCCGACUUCUCCAGCUCGGCCUUUUCGCCCUUCCGACUCCCACCCCCCUCCUUCCACACCCUCCCCGUCAACAACCACCACCGCCGCCGCGUCCUUUAUUUAGCCUGUCUUUCGGCAGCAAAAGCCGCCUGGAAUAAGGAACCGCGAGCUGGAGGCUCCUGGAAGCCCGAGUUAUUCACUCACCGGGACCAGUAAGGCUGCCUCCCAAGCUCACAAACCCACCGCUUCUGCUGCUGCUUCCUGGACUUUGAGAGCACUCCAGUUGCCAUGUCCUACCCCCAGUUUGGAUACCCUUAUUCAUCUGCACCUCAGUUCCUGAUGACCACCAACUCCUUGUCAACUUGCUGUGAGACCAGUGGUAGGUCCUUGGCGGACUCGGGAGCAGCACCCUCCACUCAGACCCCUGUCUACUGUCCAGUAUAUGAGAGCAGGCUGCUGGCCACAGCCAGGCACGAACUCAAUUCAGCAGCUGCUCUGGGAGUCUAUGGGAAUCCCUACACAAACACUCAAGGCUAUGGCAAUUAUGUCACUUAUGGGACAGAGGCAUCAGCUUUCUAUUCCUUGAAUAGCUUUGAUUCAAAGGAUGGGAGUGGAUCUGCGCAUGCGGGCAUUACCCAGGCGACUGCUUACUAUCCCUACGAUCACACGCUCAGUCAGUAUCAAUAUGACAGAUAUAGCACCAUGGAUGGAGGGACAAGGAGGAAAAACGCCACUCGGGAAACCACCAGCACGCUGAAAGCCUGGCUGCAGGAGCACCGCAAGAACCCUUACCCAACGAAAGGCGAGAAAAUCAUGCUGGCCAUCAUCACCAAAAUGACCCUGACGCAGGUUUCCACCUGGUUUGCCAAUGCCCGGAGGAGGCUCAAGAAGGAGAACAAGAUGACAUGGCCCCCGAGGAAUAAGUGUGCCGAUGAAAAAAGACCCUACGAGGAAGACGAGGAUGGAGAAGGUCAAGGGGAGAAUCUAAAGAAUGAGAAAGUCGAGGAAUCCUCCGGGAAGGAGGACAAAGAGCUGGGCCUAAGCGACCUGGACGACUACGACCCACUAGAGUCGGAAAGCUCGGAGAGCGAGCUGAAGCCGCCAGCCUUCGGCCACGUGGAGAGCAGCGGCGCGUGCGCCAACGAGCCAAGCAAGGAGCCCACUCUGGGCGCGGGCGCGGCGGCUUCGCUGGAAAGCACCCUGGACAGAACCAAGAGCUGCCUGAAGGAGUCCGCGUCGGGGCCGGAAGGCUGCGAGGCGACGGAGCUGCUGAACGCCAGGCAAAGAAGCUGCGAGGCCAAGCCGUGUUACCAGCCGCAGCCGCCGCCUUCGCCGCUCCUCGAGGGCGGCGGGAAGCCGAGGAUCUGGUCGCUGGCGCACACGGCCACCUCGCUCAACCAGGCGGAAUACCCCUCGUGCAUGCUGAAGCGCCAGCAGGGGGCGUCGAGCGGCGGCGGGGCGGCGCAGGCGGCCGGCGUCCUCGAGAGGCCUCCGAAGGAUUCCCCCGUUACCAACCUCAGGAACUGGGUGGACGGCGUUUUCCACGACCCCCUCUUCAGACACAGUACACUGAACCAGGCCUUGAACAGCACUGCAGUGUCUUGGGCGACCACCAAGGGCUCCAUCUUGGAGACGGGAGCCUUGGGGCGCUCGCUGGGGGGCGGAGCCGCCGUGCUCAAGGGGCAGCUGGCCGGCCUGGCUGGGCCUCAGGACUCCGGUAAAGACUUCCUGGCUUUUCCCAAAGCGGGUGGCAAAAUGUUCUGCUCUUAACGACCGAGCCCCGUCCGCGUCCGCCUUCCCUGGGUCAGGGUGGGGGAGAAAAGGCAAGACGGGGGGAAAGACUCAGACCUGGUGAGCCGCUGAGGCCGGGAUGGGUCCUGGCGGGGAACUCGAGAAAGACUUGGAGAGAGCUGAGAUUUGGGCAGAGCACGUUUUACAGGAGCGGAACAGAACGGGGGAUUUUAAAAAUGCGGCUGGACAUUUCAUGCGGGAGAAAGAGAUUCCCAUUCUCAGCUUUUGGGAGGGGGGGGGGAGUUUUGAUCACUUCCAGCAAUCGAAGUUUUCAUCACGAAGCUUGCCCUCUUGCGCACGCGGUACUCGCGCCGCCUUUGGAAUGUCCCGGGGCAAGUUUACAGGGCGCGAGAUUCAAAUUCAGCUUCUUCGAGGAGGGGAGGGGGACGUUUGUCUCGUUCUUUUAUUUCCUUUUAAUUUGUGGCAUGCCGAUCUUAGUUACCAAAAAUACUUUCUCGGACUUCCCCCCCCUCCUCUUUUCAGUAUUAACAUCUCAUACACACACACACACACACACAAAUCGCACUUCUUUCACCGAGUUAAACCCCAUUGCGCUCCCGUACACAAACACAGAAUUUUUGACCUUGACAAAUAGGUUAUGUCGAAAGGGUAUGUUCACCCAAA